This is a messenger RNA of Coniophora puteana RWD-64-598 SS2, 171 nucleotides long. RefSeq lists its product as uncharacterized. Gene Ontology annotation, molecular function: urea transmembrane transporter activity. Gene Ontology annotation, biological process: urea transmembrane transport. The transcript has a single exon. Gene Ontology annotation, cellular component: plasma membrane. The record is from RefSeq and is a predicted model, not a curated record. NCBI's taxonomy places the organism in Eukaryota, Fungi, Basidiomycota, Agaricomycetes, Boletales, Coniophoraceae. The annotation marks the transcript as partial.
CUAAUCCCCAUUCCAAUGUUUCUGACACACUACGUGUUCUCCCUCACCUUCUUCCGCGCUUGGUUGACGUUAUGUGUGAUAUGGCUUUUCGUCGCUGCAUCCAUCACAUCAAUUCUGCCUUUGUGGGAGAGCCGCGCAGCCAUGGGGGAUAUCUAUAGAGGCAUCGUCAGG